Messenger RNA from Oncorhynchus keta (chum salmon), 1629 nucleotides. RefSeq names its product ectodysplasin A receptor (gene edar). The transcript is spliced from 11 exons. Bases 171 to 1628 code for a protein of 485 amino acids. NCBI's taxonomy places the organism in Eukaryota, Metazoa, Chordata, Actinopteri, Salmoniformes, Salmonidae. Gene Ontology annotation, cellular component: plasma membrane. Gene Ontology annotation, biological process: positive regulation of JNK cascade; positive regulation of canonical NF-kappaB signal transduction. The record is from RefSeq and is a predicted model, not a curated record. Gene Ontology annotation, molecular function: signaling receptor activity.
CAAGAUUAACGAAGGAUUUGUUUACAGCUGUUUAGAUAUUGGUGAUGCCUGUCAGACUGCUCAAUACAGUCUGAUCAUUAAGCUACAGCAGUCCGCUCAGAGAGAUAGGCUACACGCCGCCAGACCUGUCCCGUCUCAACUCCACCCUACACGCAGGGGAAGGUGUGAAGAUGUUACAGAAAGGAAGUCAGAAAGAGUCUCUCUUCCUCUGUUUGUUAUUGGUGUCCUGUCCUCCCUUUCUCAGGUCAGAGUACAGUAGUUGUGGAGAGUUUGAGUUCUACAACCAGACCCUCAGUAGCUGCCAGCCCUGCCCACCAUGCCAACCUGGACAGGAGCCCCACAUGAACUGUGGCUAUGGGACUAAGGAUGAGGACUUUGUGUGUGUGUCGUGCCCGCCGGGGAAGUACUCGAAGGGAAAGUAUGAGAUCUGCAGGAGACAUAAGGACUGUGAAGGUCUGUACCGUGCUACAGUACUCAAACCUGGGACACCAGACAAUGAUGCAGACUGUGGACCCUGCUUACCUGGGUAUUACAUCCAGGAGAACCGGCCCAGGAACCUGUAUGGGAUGGUCUGUCACUCAUGUCAAAAUGCGCCGCGCCACACUAAAGAGUGCAUGCUUACCAAAGUUGUGCUGUCAGGCAAAGCCCCCAGUGUCUCAACCAGCAGUACCACCAUGUUCCCUCACCCUCACAAAGACCCCACAGGACAGGGUCACCUAGCAACUGCUCUCAUCAUUGCCAUGUCAACCAUCUUCAUCAUGGCCAUCGCCAUUGUCCUCAUCAUCAUGUUCUACAUCCUCAAAGCCAAGCCCAGCGGACAGGCAUGCUGCUCUGGUCAGGUGGUGAAGGCAGUGGAGGCUCAGACCAACAAACAGGAGGAUAAGAAAGAUGUUCCAGACAAUGUUGUAAUUUUCUCCGAAAAGGAUGAAUUUGACAAACUCAAACCUACGCCUCCGAAGACGGUGAAAAGUGAGAAUGAUGCAUCGUCAGAGAACGAGCAGCUGUUGAGUCGUAGUAUGGAUAGUGAUGAGGAGGCAGCCUUGGAGAGGCAGGGGGCAGCUGAUCCUAACCCCAGCCUCUGUCUCCUGAACCUGGGAACCAAGCCGGACCUCUGCCUGCUUUCCCUGGGGCUCCUCAACAAGGAUAAGACUGGAUCCAACCCCACCAGCCCUAUCAACGCUAACAACAUUAGCAAUAGCAAUGCAAACAUCAUCAAUAACAACAACAAGGCUACAGGGAUUCAGAGCCGGAGGAAAAAGAUCCUGGAUCUGUAUGCUAGAGCCUGCAAUGUGGCCGAGGGUCUAAGUCCUACAGAACUACCAUUUGACUGUCUGGAGAAGGCCAGUCGGAUGCUGAGCUCCUCCUACAGUAGCGAGGCAGCCGUGGUGAAGACCUGGAGACACCUGGCAGAGAGCUUUGGCCUGAAGAGGGAUGAGAUCGGAGGGAUGAGUGACGGCCUGCAGCUGUUUGAGAGGAUCAGUACAGCCGGAUACAGCAUCCCAGACCUGCUCACCAGACUGGUGCAGAUAGAGAGACUGGAUGCUGUGGAGUCACUAUGUUCUGAUGUACUGGGAGGAGGAGAUACAAACACUGUCCCUCUGUCCUCACCACGGUGUGCAAGCGUCUGAC